Ogataea philodendri is the source of this 330-nucleotide messenger RNA. RefSeq lists its product as uncharacterized. The coding region runs from base 1 to 330 and encodes 109 amino acids. Lineage: Eukaryota; Fungi; Ascomycota; Pichiomycetes; Pichiales; Pichiaceae. The record is from RefSeq and is a predicted model, not a curated record. The transcript has 2 exons.
AUGAUCCAACAAUGGACCUCCAAAACAGGCAGCAAGAGCCAUCAGAGGGUAGCCGAGACUGGCUAUGACGAGGUUGGAGAUCAGAUCACCGACAGAGUUUCCAAUUGCAAAGAUGGUGAGGCCCAUUAUGACGUCGGACAUGUUGGUGAGCACACUGAUGAAUUUGAGCACGUUGAUCAAUUCGUCUGCUAUUUGGGCGAUGAAUGCGAUUGCGGUUACAAACCCAACAACACAGAGAAACAACUUGACAAGGUUGGAUUGUUUCUGUGCCCUAAUAAGGUUGUAAUAGACACCAAACACUGGGAAGGGAGCAAUUGCGAAGAAAACUAG